UCUCUGUCUUUCUUCUCUCUGUGUUUCUCUCUUGUGUCUUUUUGUCCUUAUCUUGGUCUCUCUGCUUCUAUUUCUACCUCUUUCAGCGUGUGCGUCUCCCUUUCCCUGUAUGUCUCUUUCUGUCUUCCUCCGAGUCUCUCUUCUUUUCCCCGCCCCCCUCACUCCCCUUUCUCCGUCUCUCUCUGUCUCUGCGCCUUUCUCACCCUCACUUUCUCCCCUCCUGCCUGCUCGCUGCUCCCUGUGCCUGGCCUGCCCCCACCGCCGCCGGUUCAGGGGAACGUGUGCGGAGCGAUUGUCCUGGGGGACAUUUGAUGGAUUAGAGCGCUGAACAGUUCCAUUGCUAGGGGACCACCUGAUCUCCUCCAGCCUGCGUCCCAUAUAAAGCCGGCAGCCAGAGUGCUGAGCACAGCUCCUGCGAUCCCCUGUCUGCGCGCCGCCGCCGCCAAGCCCAAGCGGGAGCCCGAGCCCGAGCCGGAGCCCGAGCCGGGGCCGCUGCCACCGGUGCCGGCUCCAAGCGGCCUCCAGCCCGCCCGCCCGCUGGGAGCUGUCCAGUGCUGAAACCAGCGCGGACAGUCAAUCGCGCCCGGCUGGCCGCCUCCCCCAACCGGGGCCCCACGCAACUGCCCCCGCCGAGCCCCCCGCCAGUCGCACCAUGCCGCGCUCCUUCCUGGUAAAGAAGAUCAAAGGGGACGGCUUCCAGUGCAGCGGGGUGCCGGCCCCCACCUACCACCCCUUGGAGACAGCCUACGUGCUGCCUGGCGCCCGGGGGCCUCCUGGGGACAACGGGUACGCUCCGCACUGCCUGCCCCCGAGCAGCUACGAUGCGGAUCAGAAGCCGGGCCUGGAGCUGGCUCCGGCCGAGCCCGCGUACCCGCCGGCGGCGCCGGAGGAGUACAGCGACCCCGAGAGCCCGCAGUCCAGCCUGUCGGCGCGCUACUUCCGAGGGGAGGCGGCCGUGACCGACAGCUACUCCAUGGACGCCUUCUUCAUCUCGGACGGGCGCUCGCGGCGGCGGCGGGGCGGAGGCGGCGGGGACGCGGGGGGCUCGGGGGACGCGGGGGGCACUGGGGGACGCGCAGGGCGAGCAGGGGCGCAGGCGGGCGGCGGGCACCGGCAUGCGUGCGCCGAGUGUGGCAAGACCUACGCCACGUCGUCGAACCUGAGCCGCCACAAGCAGACGCACCGCAGCCUGGACAGCCAGCUGGCGCGCAAGUGCCCGACGUGCGGCAAGGCCUACGUGUCCAUGCCCGCGCUCGCCAUGCACGUGCUCACGCACAACCUGCGCCACAAGUGCGGCGUGUGUGGCAAGGCCUUCUCGCGGCCCUGGCUGCUGCAGGGCCACAUGCGCUCGCACACUGGCGAGAAGCCGUUCGGCUGCGCGCACUGCGGCAAGGCCUUCGCCGACCGCUCCAACCUGCGCGCGCACAUGCAGACGCACUCGGCCUUCAAGCACUACCGCUGCCGCCAGUGCGACAAGAGCUUCGCGCUCAAGUCCUACCUCCACAAGCACUGCGAGGCAGCCUGCGUCAAGGGGGCCGAGCCGCCCCCGCCGACCCCUGCUGGGCCGGCCAGCUGAGCCUUCCGCCUCGCCCGCGCGCCUGGAACUCGCUCUCCACGCGCCUCGGGCCCGCUACCUGCGCCCGCAGCGCCCUCGCCCACCCCCGGCUGCGUUUCCCUGCCCAUGCCCCUCUCGUGGGGACCCCUGACCAGCCCUGAACUUUUCUCUCCAGUCCCCAAACCCACGACUCACUUCCAGCACCGUCUUCCCCAGCGUCCCCCUACCCACUGCGUCCUUUCCGGCCACUCUUCGGACCUUGACCCCCUGUCCGCGCCUUCAAGGCUCCCAACUCAGGCACCAGGUCCGCACCUCUCCUGCGCCCCAGAGCCGGAAAUUUCUCCCGCCCAGACCCCGCGCUGCUCUUCUAACUUCUAGAUCUUUUCUGUCGCUUCUCAGCUGAAUCUCUCUGACCAUUCCUCUGUUGGAGCCCCCAAUGAAAGCCGCAUACCUAUACCCUUGACGCCCAUACCUGCCUCAGUUUCCCCAUCCAUACCUGGACGCAGGCCCUGCUGCCCUGAGACCACAAUCCAACCCCAGACCAUCCCUCUGGCCUCUGCUGAGUCUCCCAGAGUGUGCCCAUCUGGGGAUCUAAUCUUCACCCUUCUUGAAGUCUCCAAUCUGUCCCUGAUCCCAUCCAUGCUCAGGCCUUAGGUCCGGCCAUACAUACAUACAUACAUACACACACACACACACUCCCACACACAUUUCCUACUCUCUUCAGUCCAUGGGGAUCUCAUCACCCACUCCCAGCCCCAGCUCCAGAUCCCCUCACCUCUCCAGCAGCUCUCACCCCUCUGAGUUUACCUAACCUGGAGGGGGCUUGAGGGGCACUUCAGGGCCCUGCCCCCUAAUGUAACCCCUCUCUCUCCCUGGCACAACCUGGGCUUCCACAAUCCAGCUGCCCUACCCCCAGACUCUCUGAGCACUUUCCCCCAUCCCCAGGGCCACAGAUCCCCUUCCUUACUUGUUGGGGGGAGGUCUGGAGCACCUCACCAAUGCCCUUCCCCCGUCCGGCUGGGUCCUUCCAGUUAUUUAUUUGUGUAUUUAUUUAUUUAUCUAUUUAUUAUUCUAUUUAAUCUCUUGGCCUCACCCAGGGACAGUCUGGCUUCCCCAGCUGGACUGGGAGGUCAGGAAGCCAGGCAAGGAGAGGGACAGCACAGGCCACAGAAGGCUGCCCCCACCACACACAGCCCCGCGUCUCGGGAGAAACCCACCCUCACCAGAGCCCGCACUCACUAAGGAAGGGGACUCGAGAAUGGGGGGGGGCAGCUUGCUGACCCUCAACUUGUGGGGUGAGGGAGCAUCAGGAGGUCCAGGCGUGGGGCAGGUCCCCGCCCUCCUGAACCUUACCCUGCCACUCCAGGCGGCCCGGAGAGAGGAGCCUCCUCGAUUUGUUUCUUAUUUAUUCCUCUUCCCGAGGGACCCCAGGUUCCAGGGACCGACUGAGCCCCGGACCCGCUGGGGCCUCUGGCCUGCUCCCCGGGAGGGGCGCUCUCUCCCGGCCACGUCUAUGCAACUCUCCCGGACAGAGGGGCCGGGCUGCCAGCCACCCGCCCGUUGGCCGCCACUACCUCCUCCGCUGCGCUUUUGCAUGCCCGGGCGAGGACCGAAGCACACACCUCCACGCGCACGGGCCCCGGCCCCCUCCGCUUUAAGCACACGCCUCUGCCCCAUUGCUCUGCACCCAGCUUGCGGGCAGGAGUCCUGGACUCUCAGAUCCUCCUCUCCCCUCCUCUUAGCCACAAAAGAAGGGGGAGACUGGAGGCACCCCUGCAGCAGGGGCACUUCCCCAGGGCUCCAGAGGGGUGAAUGGGCCUUUGCUCAGCUCCAGGCCCAGCGGGAAGGGAGGCUGCAGGGAUGGUGGGAGGGAGAGGGGUAGCAGAAGCAAUUAUGGAGGGUGUUGACCCUGUAAAUAGGAACUUCUGACAGCAAUAAUUUUCCAUGCAUGCUAAGCCUUUUGGCCAUAUUUUGUACGAGCGCUUGGCGCUCCUCCUCCCUCCUAACCCAACUCACCCCCAAACCCCCAUCCCUUCCCCACCUCCAGCAGUAUUACUUGUAACGCAAUUCAGGGAUAUUAAAGGGACUUUGGCCACUCA
Piliocolobus tephrosceles (Ugandan red Colobus) is the source of this 3654-nucleotide messenger RNA. It is a transcript of the gene SCRT2, whose product is annotated as scratch family transcriptional repressor 2. The coding region runs from base 653 to 1576 and encodes 307 amino acids. Gene Ontology annotation, molecular function: DNA-binding transcription factor activity, RNA polymerase II-specific; RNA polymerase II cis-regulatory region sequence-specific DNA binding. Gene Ontology annotation, biological process: regulation of DNA-templated transcription. The transcript is spliced from 2 exons. Lineage: Eukaryota; Metazoa; Chordata; Mammalia; Primates; Cercopithecidae. The record is from RefSeq and is a predicted model, not a curated record.